CUUUUUCUUCUCUUAAGUGUAGUUGCGGAAACCUGGAAAGAAGGAUCUGUAACCCGAGGCCUUCCCAGGUUCCUAGUAGGCGACGAAUGCUCAAGGAGUUCUCGGCAUACAGGCUCGAAUCUUAUGGUCGGCCUCCGUGUGAUUUAGCGAAGGUGCGAAGACGUAUUCGAGUUUCGUGUCGAUAGAUUCGGGACCUGUGACAGCAAUGUCCGUUUCCCUUCUGAAGAAGACAGCUCUGCUGAUGGGGGAUCUCCAAGAGUCAAAGGCUAGGAAGGCUGCUUCCGCGAAGGAGCUGAACAAAGUGAAAUUAGUCAAGUUGUCCUCGAAGGAGAAACAGACUCGUCGAUUGAUGGGAGAUAUGCGGAAGAGGAGGAUGAGUUCGAAUGCGGAUCUCUCAAAGAGCAUUGCGAGAGUCCAGAGAUUCAGCGAGAAGAUCAACGGCUAUACGAAGAAAGCGCUCGCCAACGAUCUCGUCCGAAGACGUAUCUUCAAAAAUCAAGCUGAGAGCUCUAUCCCGCUCAAGAGCGAAGAUGAUGACAUGCAAGAGUCAGCGUUCACAGAAGAAGACUUCAAGAGAUUCGACGAGGAGUACAACAUCAAGUUCACGACGCGAGCUAGAGAGCGCGCGGAGAUUCAGAAAUACAUUAAAUAAAACGAGCUGAACGA
Molecule: messenger RNA, 666 nt
Organism: Galendromus occidentalis (western predatory mite)
Lineage: Eukaryota; Metazoa; Arthropoda; Arachnida; Mesostigmata; Phytoseiidae
Exons: 4
Coding region: 206-652 (148 amino acids)
Source: RefSeq, a predicted model, not a curated record